CAAGAGGAGCACCUCGUGGACGCAACCUUAAAGACUAUAUACAUUUUAAUACCGCUGUCCGUUUUGUGAAGUACAUGGACGAUAAAGAUGAAUUCAUAGUUACAGUAAAUGAUUAUAGCAUCAAACAGACACGAGAGGAAACGUUUUCACACGUUAUUGUAGCAAAUGGUAUUUUUAACACACCAAAUCUCCCAGAGUACCCUGGUAUGAACGAGUUCAAAGGUCGCAUUCUACAUUCGCACGACUUUCGCGACGCUAGGGACUUUACUGGACAAAGGGUAUUGAUUAUUGGCGCUGGUUAUACCGGCGAAGAUCUGGUAGUGCAACUACUCAAGUUUGGAGCGAAAAGCGUGAUUCUCGCCUACAGAACCAGACCUAAAGGAGAUACAUGCAUAAUGCCAGACGGUGUUGAAGAGAGACCAAUGGUGGAAUGUUUUGACUAUGAUAAGGCCCACUUCAAAGAUGGGUCAUCUGCAGAAAUCGAUGCCGUUAUUUUGACUACAGGCUACAGGAACUAUUUCCAAUUCUUGGAAGACAGAUUUAGGAUUCCAGAGGAAACGCAUCCUUACCCAGAAGGAUUGUACAAAGCUUCUUUAUUUUACAAGGCAGGAAACAACCGACUGUUUUAUAUAGGUGUUCUAGAGUAAAUUCAUACCUUUCUGUUCUUCGAAGUCAUGGCAAGCUGGACUUGCAAAUAUAUCAUGGGGCAACUACCAGAUGAACCAAAAGAACAAAAAGAGAUGGAAGCCGAUUGUCAUAAAUGGAUUGAUCACCUGAACGCAGUCACAUCAGAGGCGGAUUUCGCUCGUUUUCAAACAACUCUGAUAUCACAUCUAGCAGAGCUAUCAGGUUAUAAUAACGAUGUCGCAAAGAGAGAAGAGAUCCUCCAGCAAAUGUUAAGAGACAGGAAAGACAGUUUAGGCCUUGCCAGUUUCAAAGACAGGUGUUUUACUAGUAUCUACAGCGGAACAGUCGCACCCGAACAGACUCCAUACUUGCAAAAUUUUGAUGAUAGCAUCGAAACAUUUCUUCAGUGCAAGUAAAGAGUGAUUAAAGUAAAUUUAUAUGACUAUUCAAACAUUUUUUACUCGGAUUAAACAUAUAGCUCAGAACUUCUAUGUUGUCAUACUUGGUAGAUUAUAGAGAUAAUUGGAGCCAUGCUGAUUUUAUCAAUAUAUCGAAUAUUUGACAAGUUUUUAAAUUGUGUUUAGACGCUUUAUUUUCCUAUGAAAGCACUUGUCUUAUAUAUAUGUACUUGUAGUUUUUUCAAUACUUUUAAAAUAACUUUUGUAAUUGUAACAUAUACGAGGAACUACCGUAUUUGAAAGAUUACCCACCACUGUGAGCUCAUGUGUCAAUGAGCCGAAUUCUGUCAUGCAGGAAGCAACCCAAGCAAAACCAAAAGGACUUCUUUGACGGUUAAGAAUUGUGCGUUUGCAGUUCCUUUACCAUUUCUAAACUCUAACUGAUCUCUCCGCAAUCUCUAUAUUAAAAUUUCCAAAGUUUAUGGAAGGUUUAUACUAUGAUAUAUACUCUAUGUCAGUAUUGAUUGUCACAAAGUGUUUAUCAACAAGUGUCGAUCAGGUUCCUUCAUGUUAGUAACACAGUAUUGUUC
Molecule: messenger RNA, 1615 nt
Organism: Mercenaria mercenaria
Lineage: Eukaryota; Metazoa; Mollusca; Bivalvia; Venerida; Veneridae
Product: senecionine N-oxygenase-like
Exons: 2
Coding region: 75-647 (190 amino acids)
Molecular function (GO): flavin adenine dinucleotide binding; NADP binding; N,N-dimethylaniline monooxygenase activity
Source: RefSeq, a predicted model, not a curated record